UACAGACAGCAGCUCGUCCUGUCUGGUCCCCUCCCGAGCAGCAGGGGGAGGUAAGGGCCGGAGGCAGAGGAUGAACCCUGAAGUGACCUCAGAAUCACUUCCUGCUCACUGUUUCUGCUCUAAAGUCAGAUUUAUUUUAAGUUUCUCUUUAUUACAUUAUAAUAUAAAAAGCAACUUUUAUAAAUGUAAUAUAAUAACAACAAAGAGCUCAGUUAGCCUCCGUUAGCGCCUCCGUUAGCGCCUCUGUUAGCUCCUGUUUUAGCUCCUGUUUUAGCUCCUCCGCUAGCUCCGGAGGUCCAGCGGCAGCAGUGGCUCUGUCUCCCCGGCAGAAUGAGCCUCUUCCCCGGCCUGUACACGCAGCUCUCUGCGGUGAUGGAGGCUCUGGUUCUCUCUGCAGUGGCCGAGCUGCAGAAGCUGGUGUCAGGAGGACCGGAGCUGUUGAUCUGCCUGGAGUUCCGGGCCGGGCAGGAGGCUCCCGAUCCGCACCCAGUGAGGGACCAGAGCCGGGAGAAGAUGGUGCAGUUUGCCUCCCUGAUGGAGACCCUGGGGAACGAGGCUCUGGGGAAGAUCCUGAACCUUGUGGAGGAGGCGGAGCUACAGGUCGAGGGGGGGGCGAUCCGAUCCCAGACCAGCUUCAUCCAGGUCCUCAACACAGACCACGUCGAGGCCGAACACUCAUACGGGGUCCGCCUGCAGGACACCGACGUCAACAGAUCCAUCCAGACGAAGCAGGAGGAGGAGGAGGAGGAGGGUCUGUUCGUCCCAGCGGUGACGGUGAAAGACGAGCGAGGGGUCGUGGACCUGGACUCCAUCACACAGAGAGCUCGGGCUGAACCUGCCGAGUUGGCCGAGCAGCUGACCUUUGACCCCCAGCAGCAGUUCGGCCUGAAGAGCGUGACAUGGAAGUUCUUCUCCUGCGCGGCCUGCGGGAAGUCCUUCACGUCUCAGAGCAACCUCAAGUCUCACUGCCGGGUCCACAGCGGGGAGCGGCCGUUCAGCUGUGGCGCCUGUGGGAAAACCUUCCGGCAGCGGCAGAGUCUGCAGAACCACGAGCGCACGCACAGCGGGGAGCGGCCCUUCAGCUGCAGCGCCUGCGGCAAGAGCUUCAGCAAGCAGUCGCAGCUGAAGACGCACGGCAUCGUGCACACUGACGAGCAGCCGCACAGCUGCAAGGUCACACACACACAAACACACACACACACACACACACACCUGCACACACCCCUCCUCACAGAGUCCCACUGGGAGAGCUGGGGACCGGGUCCCGGGUCAAAGUCUGAGACACGUUUUAUCUUUCUGAUCCCUCAGGUGUGCAACCGGCGCUUCAACCUGCGGCAGAACCUGCAGCGCCACAUGCAGACGCAUGGCGGCCAGAAGAUCUUCGUGUGCACGCUGUGUGGGAAGGGCUUCACGCGCGCCGUGGCACUGCGGACGCACGAGCUGAUCCACGCCGGGCUGAAGCCGCUGCAGUGCCAGCUCUGUCCCAAGACCUUCCGCCACGCCGUGAACCUGAAGAGCCACCAGCGCAUCCACACCGGCGCCCGGCCCUUUGGCUGCGAGCUCUGCGGGAAGAGCUUCCGGCAAGCAGUCAACCUGAAGAUCCACCAGCGGACGCACACCGGGGAGCGGCCCUUCAGCUGCGGCCUGUGCGGGAAGACGUUCAGCCAGCAGGGCAGCCUGAUCCAGCACGGGCGCACGCACUCCUCGGCGCGGCCGUUCAGCUGCAGCUGCUGCGACAAGACCUUCAACAACGCCAACAGCCUGAAGCUGCACCUGCGCAUCCACACCGGGGAGAAGCCCUACAGCUGCGGCGUCUGCGGCAAGGCCUUCAGCCAGGGCAGCCACCUGCGCACACACGAGAGGCACGUGCACGCGGGCGGGAAGCAGUUCAUCUGCGACAAGUGCGGCAAGAGAUACUCGGACAGACGUAACCUAACGCUGCACAAGUGCGGCUACGCCUGAGACCUGAACAGGGUUUAGGUCUACAGAGAGUCUGGAACAGGCAGAGCGUAAAACUGGAAUCUAUAAACUGAGUCCUGAUGUUUCCUGCUGUAGCACAGGUAGCAUACAUUUGCAUCUGCAGACGAUCGUUAAAGAUGUCUCGGCUGAUUCGGACAGUUCUGGAGUGGUUCUGGGGGAUAGUGAGGAUGCUGAAUCCAUUCCUGACAUUUUCCGGAUCAAACCUGGUAGUUUCAAGCAGAGAGUGGCCAUAUCUUUUUCCCCCCAUGUGCUGGUUCUGAGGAGUUCUGGGUCGAGUCGAUAGAAAAAUUGUUUGAGUUAAAAUGUCAGAAAUGGAGAGAGUGGAGAGACUGGGACCAUCACAACCCGAGUGUGUGCUACAGGUCAGACCACCCUCCUGCACACAGAGGAUGGAACCCUGCUGUUGGAUGCAUUCCUCUCUGUGUUGAGGCCUGAAUGAUGGAAGAGGUUUGGAACGUCAGGAAGAAUAACCUGAUGUUUCCUCCGGAGGGAAGAUUUCAAAUUCUUAAAUCUCUAACAGACGAGUGAAACACAAGAAUGUACCUUAUUAUUUUGUAAUCUGUCGACCAAUCAGAACUCAGAGUUGAUAAAGUGGGCGGAGCCUCUGGUCAUUUAAAGUGACCUGAUUGGUCCUGGCCAAAGUUUAAGUACUACAUUACCCAUGAGCCUCCUUGUUUGUGCUGAUGUGUCAAAACACUGAGAAUAAAGCCCGCCCCCGUGAAAUGUUGCCUUCUGAUUGGUUUAAGUUUUGCUAAUUAAUAUCUAAAUGUUUAUAAAUGCAAAUCGCUGCUUUUUAUAAGUUUAUGGAUUUUAUCAUCAUUUCAUUUGUUUCUGAAAUAAAAUAAAAAUCUACAAACGAG
Eleginops maclovinus (Patagonian blennie) is the source of this 2840-nucleotide messenger RNA. RefSeq lists its product as uncharacterized. Lineage: Eukaryota; Metazoa; Chordata; Actinopteri; Perciformes; Eleginopidae. The coding region runs from base 331 to 1962 and encodes 543 amino acids. Gene Ontology annotation, molecular function: RNA polymerase II cis-regulatory region sequence-specific DNA binding; DNA-binding transcription factor activity. The transcript is spliced from 5 exons. The record is from RefSeq and is a predicted model, not a curated record. Gene Ontology annotation, biological process: regulation of transcription by RNA polymerase II.